Messenger RNA from Sander lucioperca (pikeperch), 2957 nucleotides. Its product is annotated as disintegrin and metalloproteinase domain-containing protein 17-like. The coding region runs from base 239 to 2797 and encodes 852 amino acids. Gene Ontology annotation, cellular component: plasma membrane. The record is from RefSeq and is a predicted model, not a curated record. Gene Ontology annotation, biological process: membrane protein ectodomain proteolysis; Notch signaling pathway. The transcript has 18 exons. NCBI's taxonomy places the organism in Eukaryota, Metazoa, Chordata, Actinopteri, Perciformes, Percidae. Gene Ontology annotation, molecular function: metalloendopeptidase activity.
UUGACUCCGCAGCUGUUUGUCUUCCUGGUUUUUCGCACUGAAGACGUUUUUUUGCGUGUUUUAAACAACAAAGACGUCAGCAGGACGAGACUCACUCAACUGGGUCCAAACAUGUGUUUGUAAUCUAAACGUUUUCAACCUAAACUGUCGUUAAAGUCUUUAAUUCUGAUGCGCCGAGACGUUUAAAGUGAAAGAAGCUCGUAAUUCUCCGUUAAUAUCCAUCAAACCAACGUCCAACAUGAGACCGGAACUGUUGGUGUGGACCGUGUGGACCGUGUUAACGGAAGCAGCCGUGUCCCCGCCGGCAGACACAGAGGAGCAGCAGUACACGUCUCUCCACUCGAUGCUCGAUGACUUUGACGUGCUGCCUCUCUCCGGCCUGCAGACCCACUCCGUCCGUCGCCGUGACGUCCAAACUCAAACUCACCUGGAGAAACUGGUCAGCUUCACCGCCCUGCAGAGACAGUUCCGACUCUACCUGCGGACCAACGAUCAGCUGUUCACCGAUGACUUCAGCGCCGUGAUCGUAGACGAAGACGGACGAGAGCGAAGCUACGCCGUUAACAGACACAACUACUUCACGGGACACGUCAUCGGGGAGGAAAACUCUCGUGUCCAGGCCCACAUAGACGACCACGAGUUCUCGGCUCACAUCCUGACGGACGAGGCCGAGUACAACGUCGAGCCUCUGUGGAGGUUCACGGAGUCGCCUCCGGACGGCCGUCUGCUGGUCUACCGCUCAGAGGACGUCAGGAACCUCAGCCGCCUCGCGCAGCCCGCAGUCUGCGGCUACGUGACCUCCGACCCUGCCCACAUCCUCCCCGUCGGGGUCAACACGGCCAUGUUGGACGACCACGACGAGGAAGAGUCUGUGUUCAGAGGGAAGCGUCAGGUCCACGACCACAGCAAGAACACGUGUCCUCUGCUGCUGGUGGCCGACCAUCGCUUCUUCAAACACAUGGGCCGCGAGGAAGAGAGCACCACGCUCAACUACCUGAUUGAACUGAUUGAUCGCGUGGACGACAUUUACCGAAACACGUCGUGGGACGAUGAGUUCAUAGGUUACGGCGUUCAGAUCCAGCAGAUCAUCAUAGAGAAGAAACCGACUCUGGUCGAUCCAGGAAAAAGUCACUUCAACAUGAAAGGAAGUCCGGUGGAGGGCCGCGGUGUCUGGGACGUCAAGAAGCUGCUGGAGCAGUUCAGCAUUGACAUCGCUGAGAAAGCCGCCAACGUGUGUCUGGCUCACCUCUUCACCUAUCAGGACUUUGACGAAGGCACUCUGGGUCUGGCCUACGUCGCCCCGUCCAAACCAGACAUCCCUGGGGGGCUCUGCUCCAAAGCCUGUCCUUCCUCAUCUACGAACGAACAAAGAGCCAUCUACCUCAACACGGGCCUGACCAGCACCAAGAACUACGGGAAGACCAUCCUGACCAAGGAAGCUGACCUGGUGACGACUCACGAGCUCGGCCAUAACUUCGGAGCAGAACACGACCCCGACAACAUCGCGUACUGCGCCCCGCGAGAGGACCAGGGCGGGAAGUACGUCAUGUACCCCAUCGCCGUCAGCGGAGACCACGCCAACAACAAGAUGUUCUCGAACUGCAGUAAACGCUCCAUCGUGAAGCGUCUGCGGGCGAAGGCUCCGGUCUGCUUCAAGCGGAGGAACAUCAACGUGUGCGGUAACUCCCGUGUGGAGCAGGGCGAGGAGUGUGACCCGGGACUGCUGCACAUCAACUCGGACCGCUGCUGCACCGCCGCCUGCAAACUGACGCCUGGAGCUCAGUGCAGCGACAGGAACAGCGCGUGCUGUAAAAACUGCCAGUUCGAGUCUGAAGGUGAAGUCUGUCAGGAGCCCAUGAACGCCACCUGUAAAGGACACUCGUACUGCACAGGAAGCAGCAGCGAGUGUCCUCCGCCGGAGAACGCUGCCGAUAAAACGGUGUGUCUGGACAGCGGCGAGUGUCUCAACGGAGAGUGUAUUCCUUUCUGUCAGGCCAUCCUGAAUCUGCAGCCCUGCGCAUGCAACGAUACCGACUCGUCGUGUAAAGUGUGUUGCCGCGGCGCCGGUGGCGUCUGCGCUCCCUACCCUGACCCAACGGGCAACGCCCUGUUCCUGCGUAAAGGCAAGCCCUGCACCGUGGGCUUCUGUGACGGAGCGGGGAAGUGCAUGAAGCAGGUCCAGGACGUGGUGGAGCGUCUGUGGGACUUCAUCGACAAACUGGACAUCAACACGUUUGGGAAGUUCCUGGCCGAUAACAUCGUGGGCUCCGUGGUGGCGUUCUCGCUGCUGUUCUGGGUUCCCUUCAGCAUCCUGGUCCACUGCGUGGACAAGAAGCUGGAUCAACAAUAUGAACAGACCACCAAGACUCUGUUCUUCCACAGUAAUGCCGAGCUCCUGAGCAGCCUGGAGUCCGCAUCAGUUAGGAUCUUCAAACCUCCGACCUUCCCGACCAGCACAUCCUCCGCUGGUCUGCGUUUCCAGCCGGUCAGCUCUUUGCAGACCCCCAGCAGCCCUCUGCUCCCUGGCUCCGCCCCCGACUCCGCCCCCGACUCCGCCCCCAGCCAAGGCCACGCCCCUCUGGAUAGCCCCCGCAUGGCCACCAUCCAGGAGGACCCCAGCUUGGACUCGCACCUGGACACGGAGGCUCUGGAGGAGGCGUUCGGCCGGCCGGCCGGCUCCACUCAGCGCUCCUUCGAAGACCUGACGGAGAAUAGCGUGACUAGUCGCGGCGGGAAGGCUCUGAUGCUCAAACUGCAGAGACAGCAUCAGAUCGACACCAAGGAGACGCAGUGCUGAGAGCGCACGCUGCUCCAAAAAUCCACAGUUAGAUUCAAGUUAAACUUUUUUUAUUCCCCCAACAGUGAAGUCACUUUUCUCAACAACCAGUCCCUCCAGAAAAACAUGAUUAUAUGAUCUCAUAACUCAACGCAUAAUCAGCCAAAGUCUGCAUAUUUAU